Trichobilharzia regenti is the source of this 1783-nucleotide messenger RNA. NCBI's taxonomy places the organism in Eukaryota, Metazoa, Platyhelminthes, Trematoda, Strigeidida, Schistosomatidae. The record is from the annotation of a GenBank genome assembly.
GAUGCAAGACAAACACGGCUUUGUUCUACACGUGUGCAAGAGGUGCAUACAAAGGUGAACUGUGAACCAGUGAGCAAGUUCAGUGAUAAGCUAAAUGUAAACUCCAGGUCUGACUCCGAAUUGUGUGACGAUAACGGUGUUGUGAAGAAGUCUGUAGUUGCAACUGGUAAGCCGUUGUUGAAUAGAGUGUCACAGAAUAGAGUUACUGCUUCAGAGUGGAGUUCUGACUCCACAAGUUUACAAAGUAUAUCUAGUCAGAGUGAAUUUAUAAAACCUUUAAUGAUUUUUGAGGAGGAACCAAAAUUGUCUACUUCUGUUAUUAAAGAGUUUGAAAAUGAUGAAAUUGACGGUAAAUUGAAUAUUUGUGGUAAUGAUCAUGAUAGUGCAGAUUUGUCUUUGGUUGAUCAUGAUGAGAUGAGGGAUAUGCCUACUACUGCUAAGUUAAAUAAAGGUUCUGUACAACUUGAACGUGAAGUAGAAAUAAAUGCAGAUGCAGUUGCAGAAGGCAUGCAUACUUGUGAGACAGUCAGUGUAAUUGAUCAGCAUGUAGCCCACCUAUCAUCAGAUGAUAGUGCUAAACCCGAACUAGUAGUGAAAGACAGCAGUGGUGGUAAUCUUGCAGUUGGACAACUAUCUGAGAGCCGAACAAGAACAGCUUCUGAUCCACCACUAAGUUCAUCACCUUGUGUCACUCAGUCAUCGUUGGUGUUUUCAUCCACAAUGAAACAGAUGCCCAUCAACUCAAGUAUCUUGUGCAAUGACUAUGGUAGUAUCAGUUCGUUUGAAAGGACGAAUAUCAAUGGUCAGUUUAGUGUGGAUAAGCCAAGUGUAAACGAGAGAGUAAUUGUUAAAUUGACUUGCACGAAUAAAGGCAUUUCUAGUUUCAAGUUACUAUUUGAAUGUUAUUAUCUUUGGUGUAAAUUACUCUGUUUCUACACUUGGUUGAUGAGAUAUGUCGUGUGUUUGUUGGUCAUCUAUAUUCUACGAUACAAUGACAUGGGCGUGUUGCCGUUCAGAUUUGAGGAUAUAGCUGAUAGAAGGAAGUUAGCAAAUGAACUCUGCGACGAUUUUCCAACCUAGGGCGUCAACCUGAGAAGGGUUGUAGGCGUACUGCUGUAAGUCCUACAGUUCUUCAAAGGGUAGCGCAUCAAUGAGCAGUCCAAUGUGCUUGGUGUAUGAUCUUGUACAUAUGUUCAUAUUGUAUAUACUGAAUUGAUAUCAUUUAUCAUCUAGCUGUUGGUAAUUCUGUUUGUGUCCGGACGACUUCCACUUGGAUCAUCAACCUGAGAAGGAAUGUAGGCGUACUGCUGUAAGUCCUACAGUUCUUCAAGGGUAGUUUGUCGUGUCAGAAUCCACAACAUUUGAUGUGUUGAUUGUACAUAUGUUUGUGUUAAAUAGUUGUGUGAGUUCCAAUUGAUGUAAUUGUUGGUUAAUCUUGUUUGUGUCUGGACAUUCCACAACUUACAAUCGUCAACGUGUGAAGGUUUGUAGGCGUACUGGUGUAAGUCUUGCAAUUCUUCAAAGGGUAGCGCAUCAAUGAGCAGUUCAAUGUGCUUGGUGUGUGAUUUUGUACAUACGUUCAUGUUGUAUAUACUGAAUUGAUAUGAUCUGUCAUCUAGCUGUUGGUAAUUCUGUUUGUGUCCGGACGACUUCCACUUGUAUCAUCAACCUGAGAAGGAAUGUAGGCGUACUGCUGUAAGUCCUACAGUUCUUCAAGGGUAGUUUGUCGUGUCAGAAUCCACAACAUUUGAUGUGUUGAUUGUACAUAUGUUUGUGUUAAAUA